AUGGCCUGGGCCUGGGCUUGCCGCCAGCGCUCGGCAGCACCGCAGGACACCCAGGACCGCCUCCACGCCAACGGCAACCUCCGCGAGCGCAACGGCAACCCCAGCCGCACCGCCUCGGCCGGCUCAACCUCGUCCUCCUCGCCUCCUACCGUCGCCGCCGCACCGCACAAGCCCGCCCACGUCGACCGCUCCCUGUCGCCCACGUCCCUGUCGCCCUCGCUCGGUCACUCGCUCGGCACCCGCCAGUACGGCGGCGUCGCGAGCAUCGACUUUGCAGACCGCGACCCGACCCAGAUCUACGCGCCGACUACGUGGUCCGAGAUGGCGCAUCAAGAACUCGUCAACAACUUGUCGCCUCGAGAGCGCACGCGGCAGGAGAUCCUGUGGGAGGUCGUCGCAAGCGAGGAACGCUACGUCGCCGAGCUCCGGUCCCUCGUCAACCUGUACGCCAACAAGCUCCUCCACACGCUCGCCCCCUCGCCCUCCCUCACGCCCUCCCCGCGCUUCGGCUUCUCGCCCGAGCUCGGCGCCCACCCGCACGCGAGCGCGUCGACCUCGUCCGCCUCGCUGCCCAUCGCGUCCCGCUUUGCGCGCACGCCCACGCCCGAGCCCGUCGCGGCCGACGGCGAGCACGGCCACGGGCACCCGCGCAUGGUGCGCAUCGUCGACGCGCCCGACAUGGACGGCGGGCACUCGGCGGCGAUGCGGCGCGGCGGGUCGGGCGGGACGAACGGCUCGGCGCCGCACCUCGCCCCGGCGAGCGCCUCUGGGCGGCGGCACGCCUCGUCGUCGUCGACGGUCAGUGGCACUCGGCCGCCGUCGUCCUCGUCGGGCUCGUCGCCCAACCUGAGCGUGAGCAGCCGCAUCGCGUCGGCCUUCCGCUCGUCGCGCCACUCGUCGCGCACGACGACGGCCACGCCGUCGCCCUCGGCGCCGCCGGGCAUGUCGAGCGCACCGGAGGCGCCACUCGCGCUCCCGCUCGAGCUGCGCGACGCGCUCGAGGCCUGCGUCGAGAUGCUGCGCGGGCACGACGAGCUGAGCGCGAGGCUCAAGGAGCAGUGGGCGAGGGCGUUCCCGCUCGUCAGGGGCCUCGCCGCGAUUUGGAGCGACCAACCCUGGUUCCUCGGCACCUACACGACCUACGUCCUUUCGCUCGAGCCCGCCCUCGCCUCGCUCGACCGCCUCCUCCCUUCUUCCCUCCCUCACUCGCACGCCUCGUCCACCACCUCGUCCUCCUCCGCGUCGCACAAGCUCUCACAGGCCGACAAGCGCCUCGCACGCGCGCUGCACGACCUCGAGCUCGAGGCGGCCGACCUCGGCGAGAGCGGCCUCGGCAUCUGCUUGAGCAAGCCGCUCAUGCGGCUCGGCAAGCUGCCGUUGCUCAUGCAGGCGCUCCUGUACCACACGGAUCCGACGACGCACGAGUGGGAGAAGACUCGCGCCAUGGCGCUCGAGGUGGACGCGCUCGUGCGCUCGAUCGAGGACGAGAAGGUCGAGGAGGAGGAGCGAGAAAGGACUCGGGACGCGCUCGCCCGCAUCGACGGCGUCAAGGACAAGACGCUCAUGGCCCCUCGAGCUGCCCGCAUCCUCAUCUCGGAGCACCCGGCGCCCACGCUCUCGCAGUCGGCCGGCCCAUCCGCCACCGCGAGCGGCUCGACCCGCGCCAAGUUCGCUCGCCGCAUGUCGGGUGCUGUCGGCGGCGGCGGCAAGAAGGGUGGGACGAGCGGCAAGGGGUCCGAGUGGCUCGUGAGCUUCACGGACGUGGUCGUGCGGGCCGUCAAGACGGGCGAGACGUCUAUUCCGGGCAGCUUCUCUCGCGAGAAGGAGAAGCGCGGCAAGCAGGGCGCGCCCCGCAAAGUCGGCAAGACGAGGAACACGUACCGCUUCGUCCGCAUCGAGCGCUGGGAGCCACCUGAAUUCGCGGCGCAGAAGCUCGAGGAGCUCAACGAGCGGCGUCGGUCGGGCCGAGCAGCGGCGAGCGAGGACGAGGAGCUCGAGGACGACGACGAGGACGGCUUCGACGUCGAGAGUCGCAUGAGUUUCCGCUACGACGCCGACUCGCCACAACCCCUCCUCGCCCCUCCUCGCUCCUUCCUCUCGCCCUCGAAGCACUCGAAACGCGCCCCGUCCCCCUCGUCCCUGUCGCCCUCGCUCGCCCAGCCCUCGUCGGCCAAGUUCGGCGCCCGCCUGCGAGCCGAGACGCCCGUCCCGCACCCGCACCACCACUCGCACGCCCAGGCGCGCUCGCCGCACCUGCAUGCGCAGCCGCUGCGUGCGACGACGCCGCUCCCGUCGGCGAGGUUUGACGCGCCGACCGUCAGCAGCCAGGCCAAGGUGCACGGCUCGCCGCCGUCGCCGCCUUCGCUCCCGGCCAAGCCGAGGGAGGCCGCCAAGGAGAGCAGCAGCAGCGGCGGCGGCGGUCUCUCUCACGCACGAGACCCGAGCAGCUUUGCGCUGUACCAGAUGUGGGCGGGCACGCAGGACGACGACUGAGCGGCGCACGGUCCUCCUCCCUUUCCCCCUCCCUCUCAUCCCUUCAGUCCCCUCUCGCCCGCCCUUGUCUUUGUUGUUGGUACUGCCACGCUCCUCUCUUUU
Rhodotorula graminis WP1 is the source of this 2595-nucleotide messenger RNA. RefSeq lists its product as uncharacterized. Gene Ontology annotation, molecular function: guanyl-nucleotide exchange factor activity. The transcript is spliced from 14 exons. NCBI's taxonomy places the organism in Eukaryota, Fungi, Basidiomycota, Microbotryomycetes, Sporidiobolales, Sporidiobolaceae. Gene Ontology annotation, biological process: positive regulation of Rho protein signal transduction. The record is from RefSeq and is a predicted model, not a curated record. The coding region runs from base 1 to 2493 and encodes 830 amino acids.